Molecule: messenger RNA, 6064 nt
Organism: Orcinus orca (killer whale)
Lineage: Eukaryota; Metazoa; Chordata; Mammalia; Artiodactyla; Delphinidae
Gene: ZNF571
Product: zinc finger protein 571
Exons: 5
Coding region: 812-2737 (641 amino acids)
Biological process (GO): regulation of transcription by RNA polymerase II
Cellular component (GO): nucleus
Molecular function (GO): DNA-binding transcription activator activity, RNA polymerase II-specific; RNA polymerase II cis-regulatory region sequence-specific DNA binding
Source: RefSeq, a predicted model, not a curated record
CUGAACCCCUUUGAGCAGCAACCCGGUAGUCACCGUCACCUCGUCCGGGCCAGAGCUCUAAGAAAUCUGGACCCUGCUUCCCAGACUUCUGCAGGUUUUUCAGCCCUGGACUAUAUUUCUCUGAAGGCAUCACUGCAAGACUCAAGCUCUGGUAACCUCUGCGAUUUUCUAGAACCUCUGGGAAGUCACUUGAGUAAAAUGAAAUAGUUCGGCUCACACCGCAGCAGCGUGAGUUCCCGGGUUCAAGCAAGGGAGACCCGAGGCGCGCCCGAUUCCGGACCACAGGACGUGGCCAGCUGCCUCUGGAUUCUGUUGGAUCGGGCCGGGUUCAUGUUUAAGACUACAUUUCCCGGAGGCCACCGCGUCCCUGCGCCAUUUCGUACACUUACUCCGUUACUCCUUGGUUUAAGGAUCCAGUCUGCAGCGGUAGGUGAGUGCUCUACCUCGCUGGGACCCGCACGCUGCCUUUGGGUUGGAGCAUCCAGAAGGAAGUUCCUGUAAGGUGCUGGGAAUACCGGUGUGCCGGCUGGGGCUCGGUGCUGACAGGAAUCGAGACGAUCCUGGCUCUGGACUACGUAUCUCCAACUUCGUAGCACUCAGGUUAAUUCCUUACGGAAGUCGGCCUUGCCAGUGCGGAGUGGCUGUGCCCUUCUCCGCUGGUCGUCGGUCCUGUCACUUCGGUUCCUAGCGGCAGAGGCGUGGUGCUAUCAGCUGUGUUCCUCUGCGCCGCAGCCCUGCUCUCCUCUUAGGACUCUGCACAUCUCCAGGAGAGGAACCAGAAAGUUGAUCAGUUCUGACAGUUCUGAAAACCAUGCCUCACUGGUUGGUAACUUUCAGGGAUGUGGCCAUCAACUUCUCUCAGGAGGAAUGGGAAUGCCUUGACCCCAUUCAGCGGGAUUUGUACAGGGAGGUCAUGGUGGAGAACUACAGCCACCUGAUCUCACUGGCUGGAUGUUCGAUCCCUAAGCCAGACGUGUUUUCCUUAUUGGAGCGAGGGAAGGAGCCCUGGAUGGUGGUGAGAGCCAUGACAAGAUGGAGCUCAGACUUGGAAUACAGCUGUGAGACCAAAAGGUCAUGUCCAGAAAAGGGAACUUAUGAAAUGGAAUCACUGCAAUGGGAGAAUAUGAGGAAACCUAUAAGCCAUAACCUUGAGUGCAAUGAUCUUGGAGAAAAUACAGAGUGCAAAGGCAAGUUUGAGGAUCAACAGAGAAGUCAGGAAAGACCAUACAUGCGCAUGAAAAUUACCUGUAAAGAAGAGGCCACUCAAAGCCAUUCCAUGUCCCCUAUUCUUCAUCAGAUAAAUCCUACCAAGGAAAAAUUGUACAAAUGUAAGGAAUGUAAACAAGCUUUCAGCUACUUGUCAUGCCUUAUUCAACAUGAGAAAAGUCAUAAUAAAGCAAAACACUCUGACGUUAAGAAAUGUAGGAAGAUCUUCAGCAAAAAGCCAACCUAUAUUCAACAUCAGAGGAUUCAGAAUGGUGAGAAACCUUAUGAGUGUAUGGAAUGUGGAAAGGCCUUUGGUCGUAGUUCUGAUCUGAUUCAACAUCAGAAAAUUCAUACUAAUGAAAAACCUUAUCAAUGUAAAGCAUGUGGGAAGGCCUUUAUUCGUGGUUCACAACUCACUGAACAUCAGAGAGUUCAUACAGGAGAGAAACCAUAUGAAUGUAAGAAAUGUGGAAAAGCCUUUAGUUAUUGUUCACAAUAUACACUCCAUCAGAGAAUUCAUAGUGGUGAAAAACCUUAUGAAUGUAAGGAAUGUGGGAAGGCCUUUAUUCUUGGCUCUCAACUUACUUACCAUCAAAGAAUUCAUAGUGGUGAGAAACCCUAUGAGUGUAAGGAAUGUGGAAAGGCUUUUAUUCUUGGUUCACACCUUACUUAUCAUCAAAGAGUUCAUACUGGUGAAAAGCCUUACAGAUGUAAAGAAUGUGGGAAGGCCUUUUUAUGUGCCUCUCAACUUAAUGAACAUCAGAGAAUUCACACAGGUGAGAAACCCUAUGAAUGUAAAGAAUGUGGAAAGGCCUUUUCUCGUGGCUCACAACUUACUUAUCAUCUGAGAGUUCAUACAGGUGAGAGACCCUAUAAAUGCAAAGAAUGUGGGAAAGCCUUUAUUUCUAAUUCUAAUCUUACUCAACAUCAGAGAAUUCAUACAGGUGAGAAACCUUACAAAUGUAAGGAAUGUGGAAAGGCCUUUAUUUGUGGCAAACAACUUAGUGAACAUCAUAGAAUUCAUACAGGUGAGAAACCCUUUGAAUGUAAGGAAUGUGGAAAGACCUUUAUUCGUGGUGCAUAUCUUACUCAACAUGAGAAAAUUCAUGGUGAGAAGCAUUAUGAAUGUAAGGAAUGUGGGAAGACCUUUUUUCGUACCACACAACUUACAUAUCAUCAGAGAAUUCAUACAGGUGAAAAACCCUACAAAUGUAAGGAAUGUGACAAAGCUUUUAUUUAUGGCUCACAACUUAGUGAACACCAGAGAGUUCAUAGAGGUGAAAAACCCUAUGAAUGUAAGCAAUGUGGGAAGGCCUUUAUUCGUGGCUCACACCUUACUGAACAUCUAAGAACUCAUAAUGGUGAGAAACCCUACGAAUGUAAGGAAUGUGGGAAGGCCUUCAGUCGUGGCUCAGAACUUACUCUACAUCAAAGGAUCCAUACUGGUGAGCAACCCUAUGCAUGCCUACAGUGUGGUAAAGACUUUAGACGUCAUUCACAACUUAUUCAACAUAUGAGGCUUCAUAAUUGAGAAAGCUUUAUAUAUGAUUUAAUAUAAGAAAGUCUUCACCCAUCUUCAGCAGCUCUGGAAUAUUAGAGAACUCAUAUUAUGUUUGUAAUGAAAUAGGACAUCCUUUUGAUUGUGUUCAAAAUCAACUCAUUUUUAGAAAGCUUAUAUUAACUUCAUGAAUGCAGAAAUAGAUGACUUCUGGAACCCAUUAAACAUUUUUAAAAAUCUCUAUAACCCUGGAAUGUAAUGCUGAAUUAUAUCCUUUAUUGAGCACCAUCUCUAUUUUAAUAUUUCCUAACUGUGAAAUUGGAUAGGUUACUUAACUUCUCUGUGCCUCCAUUUCUUUAUGUGUAAAAUACUAUAAUGGUAUAAUAAUGAUCAAAUUGUAAGUGAUUAAACACAUGUAACUCCCUUUGGACAGUAUCUGAUAGUGUUAUUAUCAUUAUUAUUAUCAUCAUCAUUAAUGCUAUUAGAGAAGUCAAAUGGUAGGAAUAUUUUAUAAGUACCAUAGAAAGAUGUAAACAUUCUAUUACCAUCUAUCCCCUUUUGAACCCAAAUAAUUUAUUCUAUGACAAGAGCUUUAGAACAUAAUAAGGGUAUGAAGGCCUUUAUUUUAGAGCUCAUAAAUUUUGCUGCACCAGAAAAUUCAUACUGGAAAGAAACUCUAUGGAAGAAAUUUCUUUACGGUUGUAGAGCUUUUUUAUAAAAUCAAGGAGAGGUGAUUUUUCUACAACAAAUUACAAAAGCAGAAGUCAUUAUUCCACAUUUUCUAAUUACUACUUUAAGGAUAAAAGAAUUUACCAACAAAAUGAUAGCCAAGUUAACGCCAUUAAAAAAAAACCUAUAAAAUAUUGUCUUAAAUGAGAAAUCAAAGCAAAAUUUACCAACUACACUUUUUCCUCAUUAUCUGAACCUAAUCUAUUCCUGAUAACAGGUUGAACAGUAAAUUUUCAGAUGCCCAAACUUCAGAGCCUACCUACAUCCCAUUACUUCAAAUGGGAAAAAUAAUGUUUCCAAUGCAUUCAAGUACCCUAACCAAUUUUCCCAAACAUAAUUUAAAUUCAAGUUAAACCACUUACAUGAAUUCUCUCAGGGAUUUCUGAAUAAUUUAAAACCCAGUUAACAAGUAACUAGUUAGCAGACAUGUUUGUGCAUGCAAUUAUUUUGAACAUUAUAAAGUAUGAAUUAUGUUUUUCUUCUACACUUCAAGGAACAGAUACUAUGACGAUAUAUAAUGAAAUGUAUUAGUACAUAAUGGAAAUAAAUAAUUAGUAAAAUAAAAGAAAAUAAUAAUAAAAGUAAAAUAAAAGACAUUGAUAGAAUUGAUACAAAAUUUCCCAAGACAAUAUUUUUCCAUAUGUGAGGCACUCUGCUGUUUUCUAUUACAUAGUCUGUAAUGAACACUGCAGCCCACUUAGUUGUCUUCACAACUUAAUAUUCAUUAUCCCCACUCUAAAAAACACUGGUUUUACAUAUAUAUUACAAAAUUAUAAUCUAAAUGUUAAUCCACCAUUUUUUAAACAACGACAACAGAAAAGAUAAGUGUGAAUGAGAACCAUUAGAACACUCUGAAUCAUUAGUGUAACCACGGUGAUGCCAGUGCAGUCAUGCAUUCUCCACUCAGAUUAGACAAACUAUGCCAUCAUUGGUCAGUUGUUUACAAUUCAGGGACUACCAUUAUUGCCCAACUAAAUUUAAAGAAAAUGUAAAUAAUGGAAUGUAAGUAGAAUGUUAUGUGCUACAAUGAUAAUAGGUUAUUGAUAAUACCUCUGACAAGUAAUAUAUAUGCAUGUUAGCAGCCUUUUGCAGAAAAUGCCCAGAACCAGAUUUUCCUAAGAUACAUUCAAGAAAUAAUAAUCAGGGCUUCCCUGGUGGUGCAGUGGUUGAGCGUCCACCUGCCGAUGCAGGGGACACGGGUUCGUGCCCUGGUCCAGGAAGAUCCCACAUGCCGUGGAGCAGCUGGGCCCGUGAGCCAUGGCCGCUGAGCCUGCGCAUCCGGAGCCUGUGCUCUGCAACGGGAGAGGCCACAACAGUGAGAGGCCCAUGUACCGCAAAAAAAAAAAAAAAAAAAUCUCCAAAAUACCUUUGGAGAAGAAGUGUUCUGCCUCAUUGCAUAUAAGGCCAUGCAUAACCAAAUUUUCUUAUUGGCUUAAUGAAUUCCACUUUGAACAAGCCAAAUUAAAAAAUUGUAAGAAGUCCCACAAUAAAGAACAUAUUACCUUUGUUUAACCCAUUGUUUCCCAGUCCUGACCAUGAAUCCCUUCUAUUCCAUAAUACUUAAUAUUUUGUGUUGUGAAGGCACUUCAAGAAAUCUAUUCUUGACCAAAAGGAAUAAUUAUAAGAGGAAAUUUAAGGCAUAAUUGCAGUUAUUUAAAUUUAGUGGGUGGCAUAAUGCUUUUCUGUUCUACAAUCAGUCACUAAACUAUACAGGGACAAUCCUUCUAGCUUAAAUUUUCACAAUCGUUUCCCUACUCUGUCAUCUAGAUCAAUUUAGUAAGGUUUUUAUUCUUGAUGCUGUUGUUACAAGAUUGUUUAACAGGAGAAACUUGAAUGAAUGCUAAUUAUCUCAGCACUGUUAUGUUUAUUUCAUAAAUCAAACUUUAAAACUUAGGGUUUACCUUUUAAGGUAGUGGGAGGGGAUAGGAAUGUACACUAAUCAAAGGAUUAUUAAAGACAAAUGGAAGCCAUGGCUGCAAUACUGGUUUAAUUGCUACUUUAAGAUAUAUUGAUACCAUCAUAACUGUUCAAAAUUAAGCUUUAUUUCUCUUACAUGCAUAUAAUUAUUUUCAAAAGCCAUUACAUUCCUCUUACAACAUUCCAUAUUAAAGUUUAUGCCAUACCAGAGAAAUAGUGCAAAAAAUUAAAAAAUAAAUCACCUUCACUAUCUCCCAACCAUCUACUGUUAAAACUUUGGUUUUUAUUUUUUGUUGUUUCCUUCUUUUUUCAAAUAUGGCCCACAUCUGAAUGUAAUAAGAGUAUGUUUUAACGGGAUAAGUACCCAUUUAUCUGUAACUUGCUUUAUUUUGUGUAAACUUUAAAAAUAUAUAUAUAUAUAUAUAUAGUUGCACCAGGUCUUAGUUGCAGCAGGCGGGCUCCUUAGUUGCAGCUCACUGGCUUCUUAGUUGUGGCACAUGGGCUCCUUAGUUGCGGCAUGCAAACUCUUAGUUGUAGCAUGCAUGUGGGAUCUAGUUCCCUGACCAGGGAUUGAACCCGGGCCCCUGCAUUAGGAGCACAGAGUCUUAUCCACUGCACCACCAGGGAAGUCCCUCUUUUAACUUUUUAUUGUAGAAAAUUUCAAAUGUAUACAAAAAUAGAAUAGUAAAAUGAACAUCCAUGAACUUACCACAU